AUACUUACUGCACUGUUUAGUGUCGCAGUGGACCUUGAAUGUGGAUAUCGAGACUGGGAUAAGCGCUCGAUGUUGGCGCAGCAUUCUUACUAAUUAUGCUCCUCGUCACAUCGAACGACUUUGUUUCCUGCACAGAGAGUCAAAUAUGCCUACCUCCCCUCCCGCCACCAAGAGAAUUCGGCGUUGCUUCUUCUUUUCUCUCACUUUUAUUAUUGUUAUUCCCAUAACCUGCCUCGUCUUCGGAGUGACUUUACAUCCCACAGAAUUUCAGUACAAUGCCAGUGAUAACACUUCCAAUGGCUCUAUCCGAAAAAUUUCUCUUCAUGCAGAUUUGGUUUCAGCAAAUCUGGACCAAGGGGUGAUAGUCCUCGACUGGAGCUUUUGGGAUGAUACCUGUGAUCCUAGAGUUAUGGAGUGCGCAAAUGUCAAUAUUUAUUUUGAUGCAAAUCUUCUUCAACAAUCUGAUACGAACAGUAGCAAGGCGUCUGACAACGGUAGACCGACGGAUCCUAUAUUCAUCUGGAAUGUCACUGCAGCGGUCUUUGAUCCUGUUCUUUCCAAUACACCGAGAUUCCAGACAAAACUUGCCGUGUAUGCACCUUUUGAUUAUACUAACCAUUCAGUCAUGCAUACACGUGCGGCCAGUCUGUAUUAUCCCUUCGAUCGCUACCUUGCUGAAGCGUUUGCCUUCGCCAUUGAUGCAAGAACCAAUGACACCGUGCAAUUAUUUCUCGAAUCUACCUCCGGACUCGCUGUAGGCCUUAAAAUCUCAGGGCAUGUUUUCGACACCUCUAGUUUGGCCCGGGAGGGUAUUCCAGAACUUAUCGACGUCUUAAUUACUGUUCAAAGAGGAACUUUGAUAAUAUGGUAUUGCAUUGCCAUCACCAUCAUAUUCUGGAUUAUCACCCUCACGAUAUGUCUUGUUAUGAUUAUGACUGUAGGGUUUGGCUUCCAGCAGAGGAACGAGAUCGUCGUCAUUCCUGUUGGGACCGUGUUUGCCUUUACUCAGUUGCGUUCAACUAUGCCAGGAGCCCCAGACGGAUUUGGUGACAUCUUGGACUUUGUAGGCGUGCUGCCAUGCCUGGUCCUUCUAUCUAUUUGCGCUGUUACAAUGAUCGGAAUCUAUAUUUUCACAGAUCCUGCGAAGGAAUCUCGUGAAAAUUUGACUUGGCCUACCUUUGGUGAGCUAGAUCUGGAUGAAUUCUAAUGUCGGCGUGUAAACAAGUUCCUUCACAGUAAAUGCCCUUGUUCACCUUAG
Messenger RNA from Desarmillaria tabescens, 1258 nucleotides. RefSeq lists its product as uncharacterized. The record is from RefSeq and is a predicted model, not a curated record. The transcript is spliced from 10 exons. Lineage: Eukaryota; Fungi; Basidiomycota; Agaricomycetes; Agaricales; Physalacriaceae. The coding region runs from base 146 to 1207 and encodes 353 amino acids.